Fusarium coffeatum is the source of this 2088-nucleotide messenger RNA. RefSeq lists its product as uncharacterized. NCBI's taxonomy places the organism in Eukaryota, Fungi, Ascomycota, Sordariomycetes, Hypocreales, Nectriaceae. The coding region runs from base 1 to 2088 and encodes 695 amino acids. The record is from RefSeq and is a predicted model, not a curated record. The transcript has a single exon.
AUGGCACCAGAUAUGGUCGCCGAGGCUAAAACACUUGAGAGAGAACGUAUCUAUAACAACGAACCGGAGGCGCGUUUUCAAUACCCCGCUCUUUUACCUUCAGAUAUUCGCAUACUUGAGCUGAAUCCUGGACAGCCUGCAGACCCUCUCAUAGGUACCAUUUUGCACCGGACGUUUUUGCCCGAUGAGGAAGAGAUACCAUACUACAAUGCUAUAUCUUACUGCUGGGGCGAUCAGUCUCAACCAGACUCUAUCACACUAGCACAGGAGCAUCAUAUUCACUCCGAUGGCUCCCUUCAGACCUCCAUGGGACAGCUACCUAUCGGUAAAAAUCUAGCUGCAGCCUUGCGAGCUCUUCGAGAUCCCCAGGAGAAGCGGAAUCUUUGGUGUGACUCUAUCUGCAUCAACCAGGCCGACAUUCACGACCGCGCGACCCAAGUUCAGAUGAUGCAUCAUAUAUAUCACUGCGCUUCAAGUGUAGUAAUGUGGCUAGGACCAGAAACCUCAUGGAGUGUUCUAGCCAUAGACACCCUGAGAUCAUAUGCCGACUUGGUCGAAUCGGUCAAAAUGGACCAUAAUAUUCGCAGAGAGAUCUUCACCUUUAGAGAUUCCGCUAAUGAUGGGGUCAUGGCCAGAGAUAGUCUCCCACUGACUGUUCACCAGCGGAGAGCCGUUGAUAAACUGCUAGCAUUAGACUGGCAUAGACGUUUGUGGACUCACCAGGAGGCCGUGUUGGCAAAUAAGCUGACGAGCGUGGUGAUGAUAGGAUAUGAGGAGAUAUCUUGGAAAGACUUCCGUCAUGCAGUCAGCCUUAUCUGUUUCUUCCUGCUGCCCCCACCGCGCGAUGCUGUCGAUGAUAUUGUUGCAUACGAUAACAACGCAGAAAUCGUUGGAGGCAGAAUACUGGCUUGCGCUGACGACGAACAAAAGAGCGAAUAUUGGCUUGGGGCUCUUACUGUCACAGGAUACAUGGAAUGCUCUGACGAUCGGGACAGGAUAUACGCGUUACGCGGCUUAGUCGAGCCAGAUGUUGCUAAGUCGAUCGAGGUAGACUAUACCAGGUCUGUGAAAGACAUCUUCACCUCGGUUUGUCUCGAUGAAAUCACAAGACAGCGGGAUCUCGAUUUUAUGACGCUCUGUAACGCAGCUACAAGUCCAAGCUGGGUAGCGGAUCUGGAAAGAACGUGGGGAAAUCUUGUUUUAGAUUCAAAUGCAGCAGGUAAUUCGGCACCUGCAGUGAGUCUCGUCGAGCCACAUGUGUUGGAGGUGACGGGAGUCACAUGCGAUGAGAUCCUCACGGAACCACAAGCGCUUCCCUGCAAAGCACUUGUCGAAACGGCUGCUGAGUUUCGGCAAAGAACUCUUGAUACCUUCCUGUCCUUGGUAAAGGAAGAGUCACUCCAGGAUGACGCGGCUCUCGACAAGUUGAUCCUGAUGUUCACAUGGGGAAGUGUGAGGGACUACAGCACAGAGAGGCUUCACGCGCCUCAAGCCCACUCACUUCGAAGUCUAGAAAGCUGGAGAGGAAAGAUACGUAAAUGGAUAAAGGGCGAUGCGGACGAUACACAGGAUCCAAGGGAGACCGACGAUGGGUACAUAAAGUCCUUGCCCGUAGGGAGCUCGGCAUAUGGGUGUGUAAAGACCCGUCGUGGAGAUUUCAUUCGUGUUCCAAUGCAGGCGCGUAAGGGGGAUAUAGUCGCUACCUUUCUCGGUUUGACCACAUCGAUCAUCCUACGACCUCGGGCCGCAGAUGACUCUUACCUUGUUAUAGGCGCAGGCUACCAUCCUGGCUUCUCGGCAGCUCAAGCAUUUCUCGGCGAUGAAUUUUACGGCUGGCAAAGGCUAUGGAACAGGGAGUUUAUGAUGUAUGGUUUCUGCAAAGAAGGGCAUCCUAUUCGUUACACAGACCCUCGGCUAGACGAUGUUCCAUUCACCGACGGGUUUAUGGAGGUUAUCCUCGAUGGAGCGCAAAGUGGCAUGCCGGUCUGGGGCAAAGAUGGGCAUGACUUUUCAGUGAAGGAUCCUAGAAUAUCGGAGGCGGCAUUAAAGGAGAGGGGCACUCGGUUACAGAAGUUCCGGCUUAUAUAG